Messenger RNA from Cotesia glomerata, 1096 nucleotides. RefSeq names its product putative protein TPRXL. Bases 399 to 1055 code for a protein of 218 amino acids. The transcript is spliced from 4 exons. NCBI's taxonomy places the organism in Eukaryota, Metazoa, Arthropoda, Insecta, Hymenoptera, Braconidae. The record is from RefSeq and is a predicted model, not a curated record.
UUUUUUCAGGUUCUCAGUGGUUCUCGUGUUCACUCAAUUUGGAUUACUAUUCCGAAACUCACAGACAUUUGUUGGGAGUCUGUUUUUCACUACUUGACGAGCUUGGUUUCAAUGUCUCAAGAACAAGUUGAAAAUCUCAGUAUUUCAUGAAAAUUUUUCCAAUCGAGAAUUAACUAAUAAGACAACGCCAAAGGAUGUGGGCAAAAUACCGGUUCUUGAUUCUUGAGGCAAAAUAGACAACAAUAAAAGUUUAUAUGUAUCUUGGGUUAUUCUCCUACCUCAGUCACUCUCACCCGUUGGUGCUUGUUGGUUUAAACAGCCCAACAGAAGAACAAGCUCUGACUUUACUGUAGGCAGUUCGGCUCGUGUGACCCCGUGAAAAAGUACCAGGAAAUAUCAUGCAGCUUAAUUUUUUAUUUUUACUUGCCGGUACGCUCAUCUGGCAAUCUACCGAUGCACAUCCAGCAAGCUAUGAUCAGCGUCAAACGGGUGAUCUCAACGUUCAACUCGGCUUUAAGGACAUCCAGGUCGUUGCGCUUAUGGACACAGACCUUUUUGGUGAUUAUGUGGAUUUUAAUUACUCUUAUGACUACGCUGAUUUUACAAUAAAACCAGCCUCCAAGCCUACGACUACUGCAGGUCCUACAAGUUCAGUUGAACCUUGGCAUACUUGGCCAACAAUUCCACCAUCAUCUUCAACUACUUUGUCAUCAUCUUCAUCAUCAUCCUUACCAUCAUCUUCUUCUUUUGAACCAGAUGCUAUUUCUUCUUCUUCUUCUUCUUCAACAAUAACAACGCCAACAAUAUCUUCAAUAACUUCAAACGAUUAUUUAGAAACUGAAAAAAUAACUUCUUCAACUGAAACAAAUAAAAAUUCUUCAAAAAUAAACCGCCGAGAUUCUCUUUCAAAAUUUGACUGUCCUUCAGGGUAUAGUUCAGAUGCAAAAGGACGUUGCCGUAAAAUAAUUCGGAGGCGUUUAUCAUUUUUGCCCAGAUUAAUGAAACUAGGGCCAAAAAAAGAAGGAACAAGCAAAGAUUUGCGCGCAGCAUCUUAGGUAUCUAAAACACAAUAAUUUUUAUCAACAUAGCAUCCAAA